CCUGUUUGCACCAGAACGGCUAGUGCUGCAAAAUCGGCUCGUUUUUAAAGUCACAGGCACCACGUUCAUUUGGACAAGCACUGUGAAAUUAAUGUCACUUUGUGUGAUAGGAAUCUCGACACUAUCCAGUGGAUUUGCUGCCAAACUAUGGAUCCCAGUGAGCUUCCAGGGUCUCUAAACCCCUUCCAGCUUGCAGAUGAGGCCUUGAGGAAUGACUUGCUGACCAUGCCCACCAGCAUGGAGGUCCCCAGCAGCGCCUUGCUGGGGCUGGAGGAGUACAGCGCUGCCACGCCCACUCUGACUCAGUCCGAGAGGGUCAGGCAGAAGACACAGGACAGCUUGAGCAUCUUGGAGAACCCGGACUCCUUGGAACUGUCCAAGACCCAGGUGGAGGAGUUCUACAGCAAAGUGUUCCCAGAGCCGUCUGGAUCGGCGGGCCCCUGGCCUGCAGAUGUGCCUAAAAGCGGGGAAGCCGAGGCAGUGAUGCCAAAGGAGGCUGGGGAUGUAGAGAUGGAGGAGGAGGAGGAGGAGGUUGAGGAUUUGGUAGGGAAGGAGUCGAGGAAUGACUUUGGCAGCUCGGAGGAGGCACCACAGCCACAAACGGAAGGGGAGCAGACAAAAAGUACACUGGUAGUGAAGCCCGAAUUGAAAGCUGAAAGUAGCACUCUAAGCCCACCCUCAUCGUUAUCCCUGGCUGUAUCUAACCAAGAGGUGCCUUUGGUAGGUGAGAAAGAGAUUUACUCCAAAGAGCUUGAUGCUGAGCAGGGGGAGAUCAAGACUGAGCAGGGGGAGAUCAAGACUGAGCAGGGGGAGAUCAAGACUGAGCAGGGGGAGACCAAGCUUGCAGAAGUUGCCUCUUCAGCAGAAUGCCAUAUCUCUGCUGUAGAGAGCCUGGUGCAGAUAAAAAAUGAGUGUAAAGCUGAAGGUGAUACAGCAGCAGAGGGCAGCAAAAGCCAACAAGCCAGUAGGGCCAAAUCGGAAGAAAAGGCAGAGGCACCACCAGCAGCUGCUAAAGAUCAGACACGGGGGAAUCCGGCAGCCUCGAGCCCAGAAGAAAAAAUUACUGAUGCUUCAGGGGAAAAGCCCAAAGGCAGGAUGGAAAUGAGAAGAACUGAACGCCUUAGGAGAAUCGAAUCCCGGGGAUCGACAGGACUUUCAGACAGUGCUCAGUUAUCUGAUGACGACUCUGACGCCAUGGUGGAUGAUCCCAACGAUGAGGACUUCGUCCCGUGCAGCACCCUGCGACGCUCCAGUCGGAUGUCUCUGCGCAACCAGAAGCCUCACACGCCAGCUAUUGCUGCAGUCCCUCCCGGUGCACUCAGCCGGCCGAGGAGCACACCCCACAGCGCGCCACCGAGCACACCCCACAGCGCGCCACCGAGCACACCCCACAGCGCGCCACCGAGCACACCCCACAGCGCGCCACCGAGCACACCCCACAGCGCGCCACCGAGCACACCCCACAGCGCGCCACCGAGCACACCCCACAGCGCGCCGCCACGCUCACUCACCAAAAUGUACUGCGCAAACUGCAGGACCCCACUGCAGAAGGGGCAGACUGCCUACCAAAGGAAAGGGAUGCCCCAGCUCUUCUGCUCUUCCAUCUGCCUCUCUGCCUUCUCCAAGAAACCGCCAAGGAAGAAGCCUUGCGUGUUCUGCAAAAAGGACAUUUGGACUACAAAAGAUUCCGUUGUCGCCCAGACGGGACCAGGAAACUCUUUCCAGGAGUUCUGUAAUAAAACUUGCCUUUCACUUUACGAAGCCCAGUUACAAAAGGCGGCUGUUCCGACAGCUGAUUCUACUGCCCCAAAAUGUAGCAUCUGCCACAAAGCAGGAGAGAUCCAGCAUGAAGUGAGCAGUGGCAAUAUGGUCCACCGUCUUUGCAGUGACACCUGCUUUACCAAGUUCAGAGCCACAAAGGGGCUGAAAACAAACUGCUGUGAUAACUGUGGGGUGUACAUCUACAACAAAGGGCUUCCUCUUGAGUACCUCUUUCACGAGGGACAGCAGAAGAGGUUCUGCAACUCUGCCUGCUUAGCCAUGUACAAAAAGAAAAACACCAAAGUGUACCCGUGCAUGUGGUGCAAGACUCUGUGCAAGAACUUCGACAUGCUCUCGAGUGUGGGCCGCAAUGGCAAGAUGGGACUCUUCUGUUCUGUGUGCUGCAUCACGUCUCACAAAGUCAAGAACGCAGGGCCCACAGUUCCUCCCAAGCCGUGCAGCUUCUGCAGGCGCAGUCUGUCAGACCCAGGGUAUUACAACAAGACCGACAGGGUGGUCAGUCAGUUUUGCAGUCCCAGCUGCUGGACUAAAUUUCAGCAAUCCAGCCCCGAAGGUGAUAUUCAUUUAAACUGCCACUCCUGUCACAAUCUAUUCAGCGGCAAGCCUGAAGUACUGGACUGGCAGAACACCAUCUACCAAUUCUGCUGUAAAGAAUGCUGUGAGGAUUACAAGAGGCUGCACGGGGUGGUGUCAGUCUGCGAGCACUGCAAACAGGAGAAGCUGCUACACGAAAAGAUCAAGUUUUCAGGAGUGGAAAAAAAUUUCUGCAGUGAAGGCUGCAUAUUGCUGUACAAGCAGGACUUCACUAAGAACCUGGGCCUGUGUUGCAUUACUUGUACAUACUGCUCCCAGACAUGCAAAAGAGCUGUAACAGAAGAUCUGGAUGGCAACACCUGGGAUUUCUGCAGUGAGGAAUGCAAAACCAAGUACCUGCUCUGGUACUUUAAGGGAGCCAGAUGCCAUGGCUGCAGACGGCAAGGGAAGCUUUUGGAAACCAUACACUGGCGUGGGGAGAUCAAACACUACUGUAACCAGCAAUGCCUCCUGCGGUUCUACAGCCAGCAGAACCAGCCCAACCUGGACACUCAGAAGGGGCCGGAGAGCUUGCUAAACAAACAUACGCAAGAGUCGAAACCAUCAGCCACUGCUGCUAAGAAAUUUGAACCUGCUGAGAAGACACAAGCAGCCGAGCUCCCCCCCUCCCUGUCUCCUCCCCCCUUACCCACCACCCGCAAGAACAAGGCUGCCAUGUGCAAGCCACUGAUGCAGGACCAAGAGGUGUCCUGCAGACCCGAGAUGAUGUCAAUAGGUUGCCAGACAGAGGAAAACUGGAAACCACAGACGGUUGUCAUCCCCAUCCCAGUCCCUGUCUUUGUGCCUAUGCCUAUGCAUAUGUACUGUCAGCAAGCACCAGUGCCUUUCAUCAUGCCGAUCCCAGUCCCAGUUCCUAUGUUUCUUCCAACCACCCUGGAGAGUGCUGAUAAGAUCGUGGAAACGAUUGAGGAGCUGAAAGUGAAGAUCCCAUCCAACCCGCUCGAGGCAGACCUUCUUGCCAUGGCGGAGAUGAUUGCAGAGGCCGAGGAGAUGGAUAAAGCAUCCUCCGAUCUCUGUGAUCUCGCCAGCAAUCAGAGUGCAGAGGGCUUGCUGGAAGACUGCGAUUUGUUUGGACCAGCCCGAGACGAUGUUCUGGCGAUGGCAGUCAAAAUGGCAAACGUUUUGGAUGAGCCGGUUCAGGACUUAGAAGCAGAUUUUCCUAAAAACCCCUUAGAUCCCAGCGUUGACUUCCUUUUCGACUGUGGACUCGUGACCACCGAUGACGAUCAUACAGAACAUGAGCUUCCCAGAGUUGUAAGAAAGGGCCAGAAACGGAUACUGCUGUCAGAGAGCUGCUCCCGAGACUCGAUGAGCAGCCAUUCGGGAUGCACGGGGUUAAAUUAUUCCUACGGAGUGAGCGCCUGGAAGUACUGGGCUCAGACCAAGCAUUCCGGCAAUGAGGGCGGAAAAAACGAAGAGCUACGAUUUGGCCCUAAACCAAUGAUGAUAAAAGAGGAUAUCCUUACUUCCACUGCUGCCGAACUGAACUAUGGACUGGCACAGUUUGUGAAGGAAAUCUCUCGACCGAAUGGGGAAAGAUACGAUCCAGACAGCAUUUACUACCUGUGCCUUGGAAUACAGCAGUACCUUCUGGAGAACAAUCGAAUGGUCAACAUCUUCACGGAUUUGUUCUAUCUGACUUUUGUACAAGAACUUAACAAGAUGUUAAAGGGCUGGCAGCCUGCGAUAUCCCCGACUGGUACGAUCCUCUCUCGGGUGGAGGAGGAGCAUCUGUGGGACUGCAAGCAGCUGGGGGUGUACUCUCCCUUCGUCCUGCUCAACACCCUGAUGUUCUUCAACACCAAGUACUUCGGCAUGAGGACGGUGGAGGAGCACCUGCAGCUGUCCUUCACCAACGUGGUGCGUCAGUCCAGGAAGUGCUCCAUGCCCAGGGGCGUGGGCAAGGUAGUCAGCAUCCGCUACUGGCCGUCUGUGCGCAGCAAGAAAGGCAGAGAAAGCAGCCUGGGAAAGAGGAAACGGGAGGAAGAAGGAACAAUUCUGGAGCAGCUGGAAAACAGGCUGAACCCGCUGAGAUGUCCAGUGAAGUUUUUUGAGUUCUACCUGUCGAAAUGCCCGGAGAACAUGAGGAGCAGGAACGACGUGUUCUAUCUGCAGCCGGAGCGCUCGUGCAUCGCGGAGAGCCCUCUGUGGUACUCCGUCAUCCCCAUGGACAGGAGCAUGCUGGAGAGCAUGCUGAACAGGAUCCUGGCGGUGAAGGAAAUCUACGAUGACCACCACGCCGGGGAGGAGCUAGAGGAUGACAUCGCUUGAGGGGCUCCUCUUUUAAUGUACUUCAGGACCUGUAAAUACCCAGGAGACCAGUGUUUGGUGAAACAGCAUUGCUGCACUUCGCUUGUUUGGCAAGUCAUAGUUUAGUAACUAGCGUUGGGAAUUGUACAGCGUGCGAUCCAAAGUAUUAAUAAGGUUUAAGGGACUCCUUGUUCAUCUUGUGCCAUGUUAUCCCAGUGUGUUUCACUGACCUCCCACCAAUGCUGUUGGUGAGCUUAUGUCCGUUUUCUUUUUCUGUCCUGUCUAGCUCAACCAGUCCCCUAACAAAUUACUCCUUUUAUUUUGAACACUAGCUGUGUAAUAAUUUGGAAUUAACGGACUGGAUUCUUACAGGACCUAAAGGAAUGUCCCUGUUAAAAUCAAUGCAAUCCCAAACUUCACAACCUGUAUGCUUUUGUAGUGCAGAGUUUAUAAAGCACUUCCAUGAGAUCUUAAUAUACUGUAUACUAAAUAUAUGGUUGGACAGUCUUUCCAGAGCCACUGAAGGCUUAUGUGAAAAGCAUUGUGACAAAUUGAAUUGGUGCGUAAAAGGGAGGAGUGGCCAGCCCCUUGAACUUCCCUUAUUGGCUGCCAGGUAACUCAUCACUGUUGAGGUCAACAAUGAGGUGGGUGGAGCUUGUGUUCGACCACCAAAGCCUUCCACAGCACAGUCUCUCCUCUAACCACUGAGCUAUACCUUUCACUUCAUAUGUUAACUGUCAAACACAAGUCUUCUGAAAUGCUUGAAGCGGUCAUAAAGCGGUUUAUAAGCUGUUUUAAAGUUUGAGAAAGCUACAGUGUCACAUUGCAAAUGUUGGCAAUGUCCAACUGUGUUCUGUUCUUUAUUCUUCUGUUGGUCUUUGUAAAGCUGCAAAGUUUAUUAACAUGUUUUUUUUUUGGUUCUGUUUUGGCAUUGUUUAAUUUGGGAAAUGUACAGUUUCAUGAAAUAUUACAUUUGUACUAAACAAGGAAAAAUGACAAAAACAUGGAAAGUUACUGCUCCACAAGUUUGGUAGUGGAGCUCAAUUGAAUUAUUCUAUUUAUUCUUUUACAUUUCUUCAUUAUCCUAUAGUGUUUCCAUAGUAAUAUAAAUAUAUAUACUGUACAUAUAAUUUUUGUUAUUUUUAAAUCAGAAAUUUGAGAAUUUGGUAAAUACAGAAAUUUGACAUUCAGAAUGUCAAAGGAAUCGGUCCACAGAUAACAAUGCGUUGAGAUCAUAUGAAGUGAACUGCUCCUUGCUUCAUCACCAUACAGCCUGUCUUCCUCUUGCUCUUACUGUGGUACACAUUGAAGCUGAACACUAAGUGCCACACCUCAAUGUCUUGGAGCAGCACAGACACAGGAGCUGAAACACCUGCGCUACGUAGAAAACACGUCUCUUUCCUCCUUUAUUUAUUUUUUAAUACAGUAAUUUAUAAUGUAAGUGGCGUCCCUGACAAGCGUGCUUUCGUAUGUAAUAUCUGAAACUCUAAUCAAAGUCAAAAACAGCGACUCUGUUGAAGGAGGCAGUGAUAGCCAUAACACUUGAGUGGAUUGCUCUCCUGGCUGCCCAUUGUGGCCAUACACCCCAGCCAGUGUGAGUCACCUCUUCACCCUGUGUGUGUUAUACAGUAGUUUGGCCAACUAGCACAAUAUUUAGAAAAGCAGAAUGUUUUGUGACUGGUACAUGGUUUAUAAUUCUCAGACAGCACAGUUCAGCGUUUAUCCCCCUAUAGUUUACUGGAGUAUGCCUUAACUUCUGUGUACAUCUGGAUCCUGCUUCCUUCAGAGUGAGAAAAGCCGCUGGAGAGCAGCACUUCCUGUGAUGUUAAAGUGUGGGGGUGAUGGUGCGGGGUACACUCAUGCAGCCGUAUUUAUAGUUACUGUGCUAAAGACCACACAGGUUUGGAAACAUGCUGUUAGCGUUCUAUUCUUGUGACUUGCAUACAUGUUCAUUUGCUGUAGCUGAUUUUAGUUUGUUUGAGGGUGUUUUGUUAAAGGGCGAAAGUGCUCUAUGUUAGAGAUGAGGGGUGCCUUCAAAUGACAGAGUGGGGUUUAUUGUGGAUUUAAAACUAUUGAAAUCGCAGUGCAACAAUUCCUGGCUUUUUAAAAACAUUUUAAUUUGGUAAAGUCAACAAAAAAUGAUCCACAAAAUGUGCAACGUUUCUAUAUCCAUGUUGGAAAUACUAGUUACAGAGGAUUGGUUAGAUUUAGGGGGAUGAAAACCUGUGCUGGUGGCACUUGGCCAAGAGUAAAGGAGCAAUAGGUCUGGCAGGAUAAUAUCUUGACAGGGAGGCAGGUACUGCAUACUCUCUUACUACAAUUAACUGUAGCGAAUGCAUUUACGCCAUUCAAAAAAUUGCUGUGACAUCAGUUAAACACAAAACAAGAACACGGUUUUACACAAUUUACAUUGUUUACAAUUGUUGGAGUACAGAAAGUAGUCAACGCAAGUAACCGUAAAUUAAACUUUUUUUAAUAAUAUUGUUCUUAAAGUUUGACAUUCAUGUUGGCAGACACACAGGGCCAGGGGAAGCACUGGAGUAGUGAGAGUGCUUGGUGAAUUGAGACAGAACAUGGUUUAGGAACUGCAGAAUGGAAAGUAACGCAGUGUGCAUUCUGUAAGAAGCUGGAGUCUGUUUGCGGUGCUAACACUGUAAGCCCAAGUUUAGAAUGUGGUUCAGUCUUCUGUUCUGCCAAUGCAUCUGUUCAGCUACUGUGAUGAUAUAGUGGAGACACGUGCAUCCUGUGACUAUUAAAUAAGGAAUUUCAUCAGAACCACGUGUGUACAUACUGUACUGCCCUGUAAUGUGUAGAUGACAUGUUGCACUCUCGCAGGCAAUACACUUUGCAAUGAACAUAUGUAAUCUAAGUGAAGGGAGAGCAACUGAUCUUGUUGUACUUUUACUAUUAAAUUAAAGUUGAAGUAACUUGGUACCUGCUUUGAACUGGUAUGAUUUUUUUUUUUUCUCUUUCUGAGAGUUUAUUUUCUUUUAAUGUUGCACAAAUAUAAAUUUAAUCACCAUUUUUGCAUUGAAAGUCUAUUAUUAUUGUUUAUUAUAUAAUAUAUAUUUGUUACAAAUUCAAAGCAGUCAGUCUAUGGAUCUCUUUUGAAACGUGUACUGUAGGUUUGUUUGUGACUGUGAAUUUGGUGAUUGUUUUCAUCGGACGAGAAGGUUGAUUCUGUAAAAACAAACGUUUAAUUUGCAUUUCUUAGGCACAGUUCUGUGCUUAAAACUCCAUAAUAGCAUUGUCAACUGUCUUGGCUCUUGACAUGUUUAGUAACUGUUUCGUGUACAUUUCUGUCUGCCAUCUCCUGCAGUGAAAAGAAUUGUUACAGCUACUAGCCACGUGUCUAUAGAACCUAACAAUGAAUAAUAAAGUUCUGUUGCUUUA
Molecule: messenger RNA, 8019 nt
Organism: Polyodon spathula (Mississippi paddlefish)
Lineage: Eukaryota; Metazoa; Chordata; Actinopteri; Acipenseriformes; Polyodontidae
Product: zinc finger MYM-type protein 3-like
Exons: 25
Coding region: 148-4647 (1499 amino acids)
Molecular function (GO): zinc ion binding
Source: RefSeq, a predicted model, not a curated record